Penicillium alfredii is the source of this 1326-nucleotide messenger RNA. RefSeq names its product UPF0075 domain protein. Gene Ontology annotation, molecular function: ATP binding; phosphotransferase activity, alcohol group as acceptor. Gene Ontology annotation, biological process: amino sugar metabolic process; peptidoglycan turnover. NCBI's taxonomy places the organism in Eukaryota, Fungi, Ascomycota, Eurotiomycetes, Eurotiales, Aspergillaceae. The record is from RefSeq and is a predicted model, not a curated record. The transcript is spliced from 3 exons. Bases 1 to 1326 code for a protein of 441 amino acids.
AUGGGCUCCACGAACCCUGCCGAGGACAUCCCCGGCCAUGCUCUGGACAUCACGGUCCUUGGUCUGAACAGUGGCACGUCGAUGGACGGCAUCGACUGCGCCCUGUGCCGAUUCCGUCAGGAGACCCCCGAGUCGCCCAUGCACUUCGAGCUGCUCAAGUAUGGGGAAAUUCCGCUGGAGCCGGUGAUCAAGAAGCGGGUCAUGAACAUGAUCUUGCACAAUCACACCUCGCCUUCCGAGCUGUCAGAGGUCAACGUGAUUCUGGGCGAAACAUUUGCCAACGCGGUGCACCAGUUCUGCAAGGACUAUCAAGUUGAUAUCAACUCGAUCGAUGUGCUGGGCUCUCAUGGACAGACGAUCUGGCUGCUCUCGAUGCCAGAGCCGGGCGAGACCCGCAGUGCCCUGACGAUGGCCGAGGGCUCGUUCCUGGCCUCGCGUACGGGCAUCACUUCCGUGACCGACUUCCGUGUCAGUGACCAGGCAGCCGGGCGCCAGGGUGCGCCGCUGAUUGCGUUCUUCGAUGCUCUGGUGCUGCACCACCCGACCAAGCUGCGGGCGUGCCAAAACAUUGGCGGCAUCGCCAACGUGUGCUUCGUCCCGCCGGAUACGCAUGGCGGCGUGGAUGCCUGCUAUGAUUUCGACACAGGCCCGGGCAACGUGUUCAUCGAUGCCGUGGUGCGCCACUAUACCAACGGCGAACGCGAGUACGACAAGGAUGGCGAGAUGGGUGCCCGCGGCACCGUCGACCAGGAGCUCGUGGACGACUUCCUGACGCACAAGUACUUUGGCCUGGAACCGCCCAAGACCACAGGCCGGGAGGUCUUCCGCGACACGCUGGCGCACGAGCUCAUCCAAAAGGCCGAGGCCAAGGGCCUCAAGCCCGACGACGUCGUUGCCACCAUCACCCGGGUCACCGCACAGGCCAUCGUCGACCACUACCGUCGCUACGCGCCCAAGGACCUGGAAAUCUCCGAGUUGUUCAUGUGUGGCGGUGGUGCCUACAACCCCAACAUCACUGCCUUCAUCCAGCAGAACUACCCCAACACCCGCAUCUUCAUGCUCGACGAUGCUGGCAUUCCGGCGGGUGCCAAGGAGGCCAUCACCUUUGCUUGGCAGGGUAUGGAGGCAGUAGUGGGCCGCUCGAUCCCCGUCCCCACGUGGGUCGAGACCCGCCAGGACUAUGUCCUCGGUAAGGUGGCCCCCGGGAAGAACUACCGCAAGGUUCUGCGGCACGGCAUGCUCUUUGGGGCAGGUCGAGACUACCUGGCCCCCGUCAAGGAGCUAGUGAACUACGUGAAUGGGAAGGUCUUUGAGAACAAGUGGUAG